Dinoponera quadriceps is the source of this 2176-nucleotide messenger RNA. RefSeq names its product UDP-N-acetylhexosamine pyrophosphorylase (gene mmy). Gene Ontology annotation, biological process: UDP-N-acetylglucosamine biosynthetic process. Lineage: Eukaryota; Metazoa; Arthropoda; Insecta; Hymenoptera; Formicidae. The transcript has 3 exons. The record is from RefSeq and is a predicted model, not a curated record. Gene Ontology annotation, molecular function: UDP-N-acetylglucosamine diphosphorylase activity. Bases 19 to 1434 code for a protein of 471 amino acids.
UAUUCGACGUCGACGAGAAUGGAGCGUCAGAGGAAGAAGCUGGCCGAGUAUGGCCAGGAACAUCUGCUUAGAUUCUGGGAGGAGCUGACAGACGAGGACAGGCACGAGCUGGAGAAUGAUGUUGACGAAUUGGAUCUGCAGGAGGCUACUUUGUACUUCGAGAAAGCGCUGGAGUCCUCCCGGCGCAUCGGCCAAGGCACGCUGGACGACAAAGUACAGCCGAUAGAUGAGAAGAAGAUCGCUUCCGCCAAGACGUCCACGAAGGAGGAGCUGGCGAUGUACGAGGAACUUGGCCUGAAGGAAGUCGCUGAGAAUCGCGUGGCUAUUUUGCUGCUGUCAGGCGGGCAAGGCACGCGUCUAGGAGUGACUUAUCCCAAGGGGAUGUACAACGUCGACUUACCGUCGCGGAAAACCCUCUUUCAGCUGCAGGCAGAGAGGAUACUGCGUCUGCAGGAUAUCGCGGAACAGCGGUGUGGAAAACGCGGGGAGAUUACUUGGUACAUCCUUACCAGCGAAGCCACUCACGACGCCACCGUCGCCUAUCUCAGCAAGCACAACAACUUCGGCUUAAAGGAGAACAACGUCAGGGCUUUCAAGCAGGGUAUGCUACCGUGUUUCACUUUCGACGGCAAGAUCAUCUUGGACGCGAAGCAUCGCGUUUCCAAAGCGCCCGACGGUAACGGGGGAUUGUAUCGCGCGUUGGAAAACCAAGGGAUACUGGACGACAUGACGCAGCGUGGAAUUCGGAGUGUACACGCGCAUUCCGUGGACAAUAUCUUGGUGAAAGUGGCGGAUCCUGUAUUUCUAGGCUAUUGUCUGGUCUCCGAGACGGACUGUGGGGUUAAAGUAAUCGAGAAAUCUUCCCCUUCUGAAGCGGUCGGCGUAGUUUGCAAGGUAGAGGACCAUUAUCAAGUAGUCGAGUACAGUGAGAUCUCAAAGGAGACCUCGGAGCUGCGUCACCCCGACGGACAGCUGGUGUACAACGCCGCGAAUAUAUGCAACCAUUACUUCACGGUCGAUUUCCUGAAGGACGUCGCGCACCUGCACGAGAAAGAUCUGGAUCUGCACGUAGCGAGGAAGAAAAUCCCAUACGUCAACGACGAGGGGGAGAGAAUCGUUCCGAAGAGCCCGAACGGCAUCAAGAUAGAGAAAUUCGUGUUCGACGUGUUCCGCUUCGCGAAGAAUUUCGCGGUGUGGCAGGGCACUCGUGGGAAGGAAUUCAGCCCGUUGAAGAACUCCGAUUCCGCCGGGCAGGAUUGCCCGAGCAUCGCGCGCACCGAUCUGCUGAAUUUACACAAGAGGUGGCUGCUGGACGCGGGCGCGAAGAACGUCGGCGACGACGUCGAGAUCUCGCCGUUACUCUCGUACGCGGGCGAGAAUCUGGCUCGGAUCGCGAAUAACCAGUCUUUCGUGGGGCCACAAAUUCUCGAAUAACGACGACUGGACCGCCUCCCGAUAACGAGAUAUCUCGGAAUGCACGUAUAUCGAGGAUGUUUACUCUCCUUUGUGAUGAAGGUUAAACGUACGUAGGUUUAACGACCGUCGGUAGUAAUCAACGACAUAUGUAUAUGCAUAUACAUACAUAGAUUAGACAUUCGUGUACUUUCACCAUGGCAGUGGGGGAAACCGGAAAUUAACAAGAGAUAUAUAUAGUUGAUUCGUCUCUCUCGGCAUGUAUCUCUCGCGAAUUUCCAAUUUUGCAUCCGCGAACGGAACGUGUGGCCUAUAUGUAUGUCACGGUGAAAGCGAUUAAUUUGGUGAUUCUGGAAAAUUUCCGCCGGUUCAAACGAUCAACGAUAUUCUGUGUAUUGCAUUUUAUAGAGACGUGUGUGUGAGAUUUUAUAAAAACACCGAAUUAAUCAUUUUCAUUGUAACAUCGUCCGUAAUAGCGUCGUAUAAUUUUUAUACUUGUACUUUUGAGACUUAUACAUAUGAACUUUUGAUAGCAACUGUUAAGCUGUAACCGUUAAUACUCGCACUUGCAGUGAUGGAAGUGGAACUUUAGUUAUUGUAUGGAUCAGGUUAAACAUGUAAAUAAAAAUUGUACACUAUACACAUGCACAUUAACUGUGUGCAUCAAGUAUGAUUUGGCUGUAUUCGGCUAUAAGUAUUUCAAACGUACAUAAUUUUUUUUUUUAUAAACUGUUACAUAUAUAUAUAUGUUAAAUAAAACUGA